Messenger RNA from Cebus imitator (Panamanian white-faced capuchin), 689 nucleotides. Its product is annotated as 60S ribosomal protein L29-like. Gene Ontology annotation, biological process: cytoplasmic translation. Bases 72 to 548 code for a protein of 158 amino acids. NCBI's taxonomy places the organism in Eukaryota, Metazoa, Chordata, Mammalia, Primates, Cebidae. The record is from RefSeq and is a predicted model, not a curated record. The transcript has a single exon. Gene Ontology annotation, cellular component: ribosome; cytosolic large ribosomal subunit. Gene Ontology annotation, molecular function: structural constituent of ribosome.
UCGAAAAAAAAAAAAGAAUAACUAAAGCAGCUGGUCCUAGGCGCUUCAGAAACCGCGGCUUAGGUGCAGACAUGGCCCAGUCCAAGAACCACACAACACACAACCAGUCCCGAAAAUGGCACAGAAAUGGUAUCCAGAAACCCCGAUCACAAAGAUAUGAAUCUCUUAAAGGGGUGGACCCCAAGUUCCUGAGGAACAUGUGCUUUGCCAAGAAGCACAACAAGAAGGGCCUAAAGAAGAUGCAGGCCAACAAUGCCAAGGCCAUGAGUGCACGUGCCAAGGCCAUCAAGGCUCUCGUAAAGCCCAAGGAGGUUAAGCCCAAGAUCCCAAAGGGGGGUGUCAGCCGCAAGCUUGAUCAACUUGCCUACAUUGCCCACCCCAAGCUUGGGAAGCGUGCUCGUGCACGUGUUGCCAAGGGGCUCAGGCUCUGCCGGCCAAAAGUCAAGGCUAAGUCCAAGGAUCAAAACAAGGCCCAGGCUGCAGCUCCAGCUUCAGUUCCAGCUCAGGCUCCCAAAGGUGCCCAGACCCCUGCAAAGGCUUCAGAGUAGAUAUCUCUGUCUGCCAACGUGAGGACAGAAGGACUGGUGCGACCCCCCGGGGCUGCCAUCUGCAUAGGGCUGGGGUCCUCCUGUGCUAUUUGUACAAAUAAACAUGAGGGAGGAAAAAAAAAAAAAAAGAAUAACUAAAGC